AUGGAUAACCUAACCAUGACUGUUACGUCCAGUUUAAGUGGCAACAAUAAUAUUAACAUUAACAACAUCAAUAACAAUAAUAAUAAUAAUAAUAAUAAUAAUAAUAAUAAUAAUCAUCAUAAUCAUAAUAAUAAUCAUAAUCAUAAUAAUAAUAAAAAUAAUAACAAUAAUUGCAAAAAUGAAGGUAAUAGUGUGUCAGUGGCAGUAGCUCCCCUUCCAGGAUCAGCAAUCACCGGAGCAACGGUAUACGUUCCAGAUCCAACCUUCAAACUCUUACCAGGAUCCUGGGGAGCAUCUAGUCCUUCGGAUUCUUCAAAGAUUUCAAGUCCGGUUCUCGAAACCUCCCGCGAAUCUUAUCAACCAGCUCACGUUGUUAAAAUAAAGAUAAAUCCGAUAUUAUCAACCGAUUCCAGUGGAAAAGUGAUAUCAAGUGUUCACCUGACACCGGAUGCUGUUAAAGAUUCGACUGUGCACAAAGUGGAGUGUUUCGUAAGCCGAAAUAACAAUUACAAUAAUAUUAUUAACGACAGUGGCAGCAUAAUUGGUGAUUGUGUCCGAAUAAGCGUUAACGAUUCCGAAGAAAUGGUCCAGCGAAUGCCUGAAAGUUGCUUCUACUACGGAAAUUACCAGACCAAUCACAACAACGGAAGUAUUUUGACGAUGACCAGUGGCCAAUGUUCGCCCAGUGACACUCUAGACAGUGGAACCUGCAGUGAUUUGGACGGAACCCCUCCGCCAUUGCCGAAAAAGAAGAGCCAGUCGGUUAUUUUGCUGGAGCAGACUGGUGAACAAAAUGGCCGUGGUGGAGAAGAUGGUGGAGACAUUGCAAUUGAAAGAAACGGACACACUAGAACUGGAAGCUUGACAAGCAGCGGGGCCGAAAUAGAUAGCGAUGAUAAUGAGAGCAAUGUUAGCUGUGAUUCUCUUAAUCGGCGGGCGCAAAUUAAGGAAGAGGAAGUUGUUAAAGAUGGAGAUCAAGAUCAAGAUGGUGAAGAGAUUGUCAGUAAGCUUAAGGAGGUUGAUUUAGUUAAUGGUAAUGAUAAUGAUGAUUAUGAUAAUGACAAUGAGGGUGUCCUUUUGAAGAUUACGAAUAUUUCGACGGGAACCGAGUCCAAGGUGGAACCGUUGAGUAACGGGCAGCGGUCGUCCAGUUGUCAAUCUAACGCUAAGCCUGGAAAGAUGACGCCGAUGAUCACCGAGUGCACGUAUGAAGAGCGCAAGCGAGAGAUUGAUUGUGGAAGUAAUGGUGUUAAUAAUAAUAGUAAUAGUAAUAAUAAUAAUAAUAAUAAUAAUAAUAAUAAUAAUAAUAAUAAUAAUAUUAGUAGCAGUAGUAUUAGUAGCAGUAGUACUAGUAGCAAUAAUAAUGGUAGUUGUAAUAAUAGCAAUGAAGAUGAUAGAAACAGUGGUAAUGAAGGCCAGGGGGUUAAGUAUGUUUAUGAGGACGACAGGUACUACAAGUUUCAUAUUAAUGAGCUGGAGCCUGAGGGUGAUGAGAAGAAAAAAGGGCUAGAGUGUGAAAACGAUGAAUUUUUCGCAGGAUAUAAAAUUCUUGAUAAGGAAGCCAUAAGAAGUGCCAAGGGAACUGUCAGGGGAGUUAAAAAUCGGGUUCGCGCUGGAAUUGCUACUUUUUUGCAGAACCCUUCUUCCAAAGAGCCAAGAAGCUGGCAAGUCGAGAGCCGAGUCCCGAGUUUAAGAGGAAAAGAGAGAGACAAAUCGGGUGGGAAAAGAGAAAGCGGGUCAAAGAGACCGCGACAACGACAAACGCAGAACGUUAACGACCAAAUGUCAGACUCUUCAUUGAAUUCUUUAUCUACUUAUUCAUUUUCUUUUGUUCAACGUACUUUUAUUAUUUUUCAACAUGCUCAUUGA
Messenger RNA from Cotesia congregata, 1869 nucleotides. The record is from the annotation of a GenBank genome assembly. Lineage: Eukaryota; Metazoa; Arthropoda; Insecta; Hymenoptera; Braconidae.